CUGUGCUAUAACGAGUUGGCGAUAUAUACACAUUACACACAUACCUGAGCAGAUCUUGAGUUAAAAGAAAUUAGGGUUCUACUCUACUUACUUUAUGUUACCCUAAAGGAACCAAGAGAAUGGGUAUGAUUAGUGACUUACCUGACCAGAUGCUCCUUGAGAUUCUCUCAUGGCUUCCAACAAGAGAAGUGGUGGCGACAAUGCUUUUGUCCAGACAAUGGGAGUUUCUUUGGAAGCAAGUGCCAACACUUGAUCACGCUUUUAGCCAAAACGAUGGCAAAGACUCUUCAGAUUUUGUCAACACAUUUUUGCGGUUAAACGAGAGUCCGGUUUUUAGAAGUUUCAAGUUAUCGGUCAGUCCAUACUGCGACGCGAGAAAUGUUAGAACCUGGAUUGAUUUCGCAGUUUCCCGGAGGGUGCGUCACCUUGAAAUCGACCUUACAGCCGCCCGGAAGCCUAUGAUCACGACUCUUCCAAAGCGUCUGUACACUUGUGGGACACUAACUUGUUUGAAUCUAAAGGCCCUUGUACUCGACGAAAUACCUGAAGAAUAUCCAAUUCGUCUCGCAUCGCUCCAUUACUUGUACCUCUCCGUCUCAAGUCAAGUGUCGGGGCACAUGUUUAUGUGUAAGCUUAACGCUGGUGCGCCUCUUCUAAAAAGGUCAGUGGUACGCGGUGACGAUGUCUACAAUAAGCAGUUUCUUGAUUAUAUAGCACGUAAAAACUCACUGAAGAGCUUUACAUUGUGCUCAUCAGAGUGGGAUCCAGUCACCAUUGGCCCUUACUUUAAGAAGCUUGAGCAUUUUUGUAUGUGCACAUGUUCCCCCUGGUGGUGGGAUUUGCUUAUCGCGUUUCUUAAGUAUUCGCCUAAACUACGCUCUCUCCAGCUAACCAAGUCUUGCAACUUGAGACGUUGUUUUCUUUGGGCGGAGCCAAUUACUACUAGUGGUCCCCAGUGCUUGUCAUCGACGCUUCAAACCUUGGAAUGGAGAGAUUAUACAGAUACUCAAUUCGACAAAGAUGUUAUCUCUUUUCUCCUCAAGAACGCUACGUGUUUAACAAAGGUCAAGAUUGUCCCCGUAACCACCACUGGUCAUAUUGAGAAGCUUCGAAUCCAAGCCUACCUCUCAAACUUGUCUAGAGGUUCAACUGCGUGUCAGCUUAUCUUCCCCUAAACGAUAGUAUCAAGCUCUCAAGAUUUGUUAUGUUCGUUGACAAAAAAAAACAAAAAAUAAAAAAGAUU
Raphanus sativus (radish) is the source of this 1243-nucleotide messenger RNA. Its product is annotated as putative FBD-associated F-box protein At5g56700. The transcript has 3 exons. Lineage: Eukaryota; Viridiplantae; Streptophyta; Magnoliopsida; Brassicales; Brassicaceae. Gene Ontology annotation, molecular function: protein binding. The record is from RefSeq and is a predicted model, not a curated record. The coding region runs from base 120 to 1175 and encodes 351 amino acids.